Messenger RNA from Aegilops tauschii subsp. strangulata, 3577 nucleotides. RefSeq lists its product as uncharacterized. The record is from RefSeq and is a predicted model, not a curated record. NCBI's taxonomy places the organism in Eukaryota, Viridiplantae, Streptophyta, Magnoliopsida, Poales, Poaceae.
UUCUGUAGUUGUUCAAUGAGGGGCAAUUCGAGAUGGCUACUAUGUGUUUCGAAAAGGCCGGUGAUGCAUACAGAGAGAAGUAGGCAAGAGCUUCCGGACUUGUAGCUACCGCUGACCGUGUCAUUUCAACAAAUUUGGAGUUGGGCAAGGCUUCAUUGCAAACAGCAUCAGAAAUUUACGAGUCCAUAGGCAUGCAUGAGAAAGCUGCUACUUGCUAUAUCAAAUUAGGUGACUACAGAAAAGCAGGUAUGGUCUAUAUGCAAAAGUGUGGUACUUCUAGACUUGAGGAAGCUGGUGACUGUUUUGCUAAGGCUGAAUGCUGGUCGGAGGCGGCUGAAAUGUUCUUGAAAGCUAAAUGUUACACCAAGUGUUUCUCCAUGUGCUCGAAAGGAAAACAAUUAUACAAUCUGGGCUUGCAGUUUCUGCAACAGUUAGAGGAGGAACAUUCACUUGAGAAUUCAAAAUCCUUGGAGGUUUCUGCAAUUAGAACGAAGUAUCUGGAUAAUUGCGCUCAACAUUAUUUUGAGCGUGCUGACAUAAAGCAUAUGAUGCCCUUUGUUAAAGCAUUCAGCUCUAUGGAUCACGUACGGACGUUCCUAAAUUCUAGAAAUCUUGUUGAUGAACUGUUGAGUUUAGAGAUGGAAAUGGGUAAUUUCCUAGAAGCUGCAGGAAUAGCAAAGCAUAAGGGAGAUGUAUUACUGGAGGUAGACAUCCUCGAGAAGGCAGAUUUGUUUGAGGAUGCAACACGCCUUCUACUCCUCCAUAUCAUUGUGGAAUCCUUGUGGUCUUCAAAUAGUAGAGGGUGGCCUCCCAAAAGUUAUGCAGAGAAGGCAAAGUUGCUUGCAAAAGCCAAAGAGAUGGCAAAAAAGGUCUCUGAGUGCUUCUACUGCUUUGUUUGCGUCGAAGCUGAUGCAUUGUCAGAUGUGAAUAAGUCUCUUUCCAGUUUGAAUUGCACUUUGCUUGAGGGCAGAAAAUGUGCAAACUUACUAGUUGAACUUGUUGCUUCCCGUUCAAUCCUUGAUGUUCAUCUUCAGUCUCGAGCCUCUGGAUACAAGAUAGAAUUAGGGCCAGGAUCUGAAGAUGAAAAUAGCUGCAAUGAUAUACUGGCCUCUAACCAGAUGUCACCCUAAACUCUGUUUUAUGCCUGGAAUCACUGGAAGUCGAUCAUAAUCGAAGUACUAUCUCAUCUUUUCGCCACACUGAUGGUCCAGAAUUAAAUGAUUAUGCUUUUGUGUAUGAAGAUCUUUGCGCCAAGUACUUUGGAUCGAGAAAAGAUGGUGAAGUUGACAGAUAUGUUGUGCUGAACAUGAAUGCAAGUUGGCUUUCCAAUGCUGACAGGAAUUCAUUGCAGCAAGACGGCAACAGAUGUUUAUUGGGUGCCCCUCAGUGUCAUUCAUGUGCUCAGUGUUUCUGGAUGAAUGAACUGUCUUCUGUUGGUUUCAGUGUACUUAAGAAGUUGGAGUCGAUUGUUCAAAUUUCUCCAAAGCCGACAUCUUCAUAUACCCUGUUGAGAACUAUCCUUAUCAUGCAUGAGAUAGGAAAGCUUCUGGAAGAACCACAGUUCAGUAUGCCAAAAGGUUCCAUGAAGUUAAGAAGCUUUUUUGUUCUCUGUGAGCGUCGCUUCUUUGAGUUAGUUUUUCUUGUGUGGAGAUAUGGACAAAGGGGAGCCUCUUGCAUCUACUUGACUCACCAGCUGCAUAUGGGUUGAUUGCUGAUUCUCUUAGUGCAAAUCUUCGCCCAGCAAAUAAAAAUUUGACUCAUGGGCAUCUUGGGAGAACGACCAUGCUUCUGCUUCAUGCAGCACAAUUGGAUGAAGCGCUACUUUCAAGACUACUACAGUACCUGGGCAAUAAUUCUGAGUGGGCAGAUUUUUUCCGAUUUUUGAAGAGAUUUCUUGACAGUGGUUGUGAUAGAUCCUCCUUGAUCUUGAACUUUAAGCUUGCUCUUGAGUUUACCUUCAGUGUAAACUGGAAGGAUGAAUUAGACUACAUAUCCCCAAUAUGCUAUGUGAGCCUUAUGGAGUGCCUUGGUUUCUUGGCUUCAUCAUACUUGGUACAGAAUGAAUUUAUAUGCUGCACGAAAUCUCUGUUGGUCAAUAUGCUGGAGUGCCGUACCAGCAAGGUUUACAUUGAAAGCUGCCUGGUAUCUAAGUCGAGCCCAGAUUCUGAUCUAGAUCGUUGGACAAAGUCAUCAGGCCGUUUCAUAUAUGACACAAUUAUGACUAUCUUGACGACCAAACAUAUGCUCCAGGAAUGGGUGCACAAGACUUCAUGUCCUUCUAGUACUUCAUACACAACAGUUUUCCUGAGACUAGUUGUUACACUUUAUCCUCUGAUCAUCACUCUUUCUCUAGGGAAUUGCUAUGAGGUCACACGUAUCCUUGUGAGGAAUGAAGUCUUCAAGGAUUUACCUUUGGAGUUCUCUAAGAAGAUUGAAGAUGCUUUGAAAAUGAGGCCUCGCACACGGAGCGACUUCACAAGAGUGCUUGCUGAUGCACUUGCCACAAUCGGGGAUCAUAUGGUAUUUAUUAGUUCACCCAAAGGCCCAGCAAUCUGUCAAAAUUUGAAUGCUUAUAUGAUUAGCAAGGAGGAUUUGCAUGAUGUUCCGAAGAUAAUGGCACUUCUGUGUCUUGAAGAACCAAAUUCUGUAAAGCAAGAGACUCCAUUGCCAGAAAAAUCUGAUGGUACCAAGUUUGGAAAUCCUGUGCCUGUAGAGGUAUUAACGAUAGAGAGUUCGAGACAGACAGAUUCAUCAAAUGAUAUGUUUGAGACUCUCUGGAAGAAGUUUGAGACUUUUCGACUCGACGAGGAAGGCCAUAAAGACUCAAGGGUUGUUAUUCAAUUUCUUAGAGAUGCCCUUCCAUGGCUGGAGCAAUCAGGCGUUCUAGCAGUGAUUGAUAAACAGAUUGAUGAACACAAUCUGGAAGAGAUCAAGCACAUCUGCAGUGAGUUUGAAAAACUUUCUGACAGGACGGCGAAAAACGCCGUGGAUGAUCUAUUCUCAAAGUGGCAAGGUUCUAAGAAGGCACUGGAGCAGGUCAUCCGCCUUGUGUAUGGUACAAGGCAUGUCAUGGAUGAUUGUUUCGCGAAUCACAAAAGUAAGGAUGGCUGUUGCAAGGGAAGGGGAAAUUCCCGGGCUUCAGCAUCAUGAAGGUGCCCACAGCGAGUAUAUCGAACACUCGCCCAGAUGAUGAACGAGCUGACACGGGAGAAGCUGCCUCGACUUCAACAAAGGCGGCGCAGAAGCAGAAGGGCAAGAAGAAAUCCAAGAGGACGAAGAAGCCCGACAAGGGGCGUGGCAAGAAGUGAGCUUCUGUAGUUAGUUUCCUGCCUGCAAGAAAAUACUCCCUCCGUUCCAAAUUACUUGACCCAUAUUUAUCUAGACACGGAUGUAUCUGGACACUAAACAAGUAUCGAUACAUCCGUAUUUAGACAAAUUCAAGUCAACUAAUUUGGAACGGAGGGAGUACGUAUUUGUGUGCAUUGGAGAAGCUUGUAUCGUAAAACCGUUGCUAGAGACGGCAGAAUGUAACUUUGAAACCGGCACAAGACAGAUGUCUGUGAAGUUGCAGCCAGGG